AUGGAGUCACUUAUAGAUAUCGUGGUCAAAACUUCCAAGAACUUAAAGGAUAAACUGAACUUCUUAAAGGAUCAAAAGCAGCAAUAUUUGGAAGUUAAAUCGCAUUUCAUCAAGUAUCAAGAGAGUGCAGCCUCCGCGGAAAAAGGAUUAAUACUGGGAGAAUUCAUUAUAUCGUCAUCCAAGAUUUAUUUAAAUAUUGGGUACGAGUACUAUGUGGAGAAAAGCGAGCAAGAGGCGCUCCAAUUUGUUGGCGAGAAGCUACAACUGAUAGAUCAAGCUAUUGAUCAGUUUGAAGUGAAGUCCAGAGAAGCCAAAGAGACCCUGCGAAACUUGAAACAGGUACAGACAACAGAGGAGCAGAAUGGGAAACCACUUGCGGAUGAUAGCGAUUUAAAUAUACCACCGGCGGAAAAUGACGAAGGACUGCCAUUUAUGGAGAUUAGAGAGGAAUUAGACGAUGAGGGCAAUAUUGUCGCGAGUGCGGUCAGUCCAACGGCGGGCAAUAAAGAAUCGGCCUCAGAGACGCAUUCUCAAAGUCGUAUCGAGGAAAUAAAAGAAGACAGCAAUCAUACGGACAGCGGCAUCGCGGCUACUUCAGAUGCACGAUUCGAUGAAGACUUUGAGACGAAUAUACGCGAGCGCACUUCAGGCAGCUCCCGCCCCAGUGCUAAGGAAGCGGAUUUAAGUGAAGUAUCUGUCAAGGGAAACCCAAGAGCAACUAUUGAUCAUGAGAACAUGUACACUUUUGACGGACUAGUGCGACAACUAGAACUGCAGGAUAGCUUGGAAGACGGCGACCUUGACAAUGAAAACGUCCACUACGACUUCAACUCGUUCCAAUCUUCUAACGACCUUGACGAUGAUGGAGAAGACCUUUAUGAUACCGACGAUGACUACGAUGAGUACGCAGAAUCCGAAAUUCCUUCGAUCGUCCCAGAAGUCGCCAGAAGUCGCUUUAUGGAGCAGUUAAACGAGCUGCGUCGAAAAAAGGAGCGUAGUUUGAGUGUUAAUGAAGGGACACCCGGGGCACCAGAGCCAGAGGCACAGAAGGAGGUCCCGAAACCUGCAAAGAAAGUUGGAUUCGCUCCAGAACUAGACGUAAUAGAGGUGGAAAAUUUGAAAAAGGAAACUAAAGCUAAUACGUUUACGGGAGCUAUAGAACGCGGAACUCAUAUAGCCGCCAACGCGAUCGACGACGAUGGGUUCGAUCCAGAUUUGUUUGCAAAACUCAUAGGCGCUAAAGGUUCUGAUGAAAUUCACGAUAAAUACCAAAGUGCCCAAGAUGUUAAGCGCCAAGAGGAGCCUAUCAAAAGAGGACCACGUGUUUCACGUUUCAAGAAAGAUAGAAGUGCAAAUCGCAGUUCAGAUUCUGUGAAACCAUCGGUGGCUUUGGGCAACGAUUUGAGGGAGAACGACCCUCGCAAUUUUAAGGAAUCCGGUAUUGUUGAUGAUGUUAAAGAAAACACAGUCUUACCGGUAACAACUCCAGAGGGCGUACAAAGUGUUCGUAGUUACCCUUCGGAAGUGCCUCGAGAAGCUACGUCUGGAUUGAACCCUUCUGUUAGUGACGUUACUGAAGUUUUAGCGUCUGUAGAUUUGGAGGGUGAUGCAACUUCCACGCAGUCUUAUGACAAUGCUCCCAAGAAUCAGACUCCGUUCAAAUCAAACCUUCGCUCACUCCAAAAACCGUCAACAAGACGGCAACAAAAAACGCGCAGACCACGCCCUGUUGAUCUUGAAGAAACAGAGAAGACCAAAUCUGAAGACACAGCUACAAAGACCCUGCCCUCAGUUUCUGAGAGCAAGAACUAUCCCUUUGACAAGACGGAUACAGGUUCCUUUCCCGCAGAAGUGAUCGCCCACAUGAAAACUGAUGACCUACCGGAAAACUUUGUUCAAAACCCCAGUGUAGAUUUUAACACCUUGGGCGAAAAUUUAGAUGACAUGGCCCGCGCAUACAUCUUAGGUUUGUACAACGCUGACGUUGAAGAUCCAGGUACUGUCCUUGAGAGUUUGGAUGAUUUUAAAACGUACAACAAAGAAGCAGAGAGCUUGCAGAGUGAAAUAUCUACGUUUCUAAGUCAAAGUCCGACAGAAGAUCCUGCUGAUAGCCCCGUGGAUCAGUCUCAGGAAAUUGAUGACGGGCCAGUAUCUACAGAUUUGAUUGAAAGACAGACAGUUUCGCCUGCCGACUAUGCAGGUGGCGAUGAUCCUGCGCUAAACAGUCAAAACCUACACCACGACGUUGCUGUGGAAUAUCAGCGCUUGCGCCAAAAAUUGAUAGCAUCGCAGGGGACCACUGCACCAACAUCAGAGGAACUGCAAUUGGAACCUAUUGACGAGCAUGGCAAUCCGAUAAAGACGAGCAGGUUUAAGUCGUCCAAGCUGCGUUUUGACCGUCUCUAG
Molecule: messenger RNA, 2406 nt
Organism: Lachancea dasiensis
Lineage: Eukaryota; Fungi; Ascomycota; Saccharomycetes; Saccharomycetales; Saccharomycetaceae
Source: the annotation of a GenBank genome assembly